This is a messenger RNA of Aspergillus alliaceus, 1573 nucleotides long. Its product is annotated as heme-dependent oxidative N-demethylase family protein. NCBI's taxonomy places the organism in Eukaryota, Fungi, Ascomycota, Eurotiomycetes, Eurotiales, Aspergillaceae. The transcript has 3 exons. Bases 140 to 1219 code for a protein of 359 amino acids. The record is from RefSeq and is a predicted model, not a curated record.
GGUCGUGGCGUCCGAUGAGUGAGAGACAACUAAAAGUUCCCUGAAAACUACCCUCUCUUUCUUUCUUUUUUUUUUUUUUCCCUUUUUCUUUUGUUUCCUUAUAUAUCUGGAUCCCGGGAGGGAAGAAAAACCCCAGGCGAUGAAUACCCUUUCAUGCAUUGGACUUUUUUUGCUUUUUCUAUCCUUCAUUGCUGUGAGAUUUCAAAAACAUCUUCCUUGGCUUCGGCUCAGACGCCGUCCACAACAGGAUGCUUGUUGCGAGGACCUUAAACCCCCACCCAUCAAGGGGAGAGAGAGGUACAGAGUCAUGAUGGAUAUUCGGAAAUUGGACGUCCAGAAUUGGCUCACCAUCGACAAGAACUACAUUGCCGAGCACCAGGUCCGAAGCCAAUUGCUACAACAAGAAAAAUCAAAAGUUCUUCAAUGCCUCCCCGAGUCAUACGAAGCAUGCCUCGAAGCAUUGGAAGAAGUGGUCGAGUUCCUGUGCCAGCGGUUUCCGGACAAAUUCGAACACAAGAGGUCAGGCGACGAGUCAACCGUUCAUAACAGAAUGACGGGGGAAACCUUCGUCUUUGGGGGGCAGAACAGCCUAGUCGAUCCUCUCGAGAUAGCCGUGAGGCUAACCAUGGAAGAUCUUAGCAUCCUGAUGAAGAAUGCGGACGACGAAUAUUACUUGGCCGCCAGCGCAAGUCUCUUUCCGGUGGGGUGGACUGUACAGGAGCGAAUUGGAUGGACAAUCUCCCAGCUUCACAAUCCCGUACCGUUGUGGCAUCAGCAAGUCGCCGCUUCUGUCAGCAAGUUUCUGAACCGCCUCACGCCAUCUUCACCGAUGGAACGAUCCAACUACUUUGUCGAAGUGAAGCGUCCCGAUGAAGACUUGUUCGAAACCCUGUAUCGCCCCACGACGUUGUUGGAGGACAAUCCCAACCCAUCCCCCGAGGAUAUCGUUGUCCGCCGCGAGCGACAGACCUUCCGCAGGCUUCCUCGAACUGGGACACUGGUCUUCGGCGUCAAAACCUUUCUCACCACCUUAGAUGAACUGCCGAUGCAGGAACUGCGAAAUUUAGUAAAGGAGAUUAAGAGCUGGCCUGACUAUGUCGGCGAAUACAAGGGAAGAGAAGUUUGGGGGGCGAAAGCGUUGGAAUUUUGCGAAAAGCGAAGUCGAGAGGAAGAAAAGCUGAAGGAGAAGGGAAGAGAAGCAGAGAUGAUGGAGGUGUAAGUAAAUGAGGGCUGGGAGGUAUGACACUUGUAGCAUUAUUAUUUCCUUUCUUUUGCAUAACGGGCAUUUCAUGGGUGGGUGGCACUAUGGUUGUUUUUUGUUCUUGCUUUCGAAAGCGUUUCUCAAUCUUCGCCUUGUCUUUUGCUUCCUGUUGACGCCUUGAUGCUAUGAGAAUCUUUCCCGACCAUGUACGCUAUAUCCAACUUUAUGUAUGACAGGAUUUAGAUUCUAAACAUCAGAGAAAAGUCCACUGAAAUGUAUGUACAAAUGAAUAUGCAUAUGCCGAAUGUAUAUGCAGAAUAUUAUGAUCAAAAAAGCAAAUUGGACGGUGCUCUUGCUCUAUUCUAUUGCGAG